Messenger RNA from Didymosphaeria variabile, 1215 nucleotides. RefSeq lists its product as uncharacterized. The transcript has 3 exons. Gene Ontology annotation, molecular function: iron ion binding; oxidoreductase activity, acting on paired donors, with incorporation or reduction of molecular oxygen; heme binding. The record is from RefSeq and is a predicted model, not a curated record. NCBI's taxonomy places the organism in Eukaryota, Fungi, Ascomycota, Dothideomycetes, Pleosporales, Didymosphaeriaceae. Bases 1 to 1215 code for a protein of 404 amino acids.
AUGGUGUGUGAUCUCCCGAUUACUCCUUAUCCAACACUGAAAUUGAUAGGUGUGGCACCUUUCUUGACGGCUACUCAUGAGAACCAUACUCGAAUGCGUCGCCUGUUUUCUCCAGCUUUCUCGGCUCGAUCGCUCAAAGCUCAAGAACCUCUCUUCCAAAGAUAUGCAGAUCUUCUGAAGUACAAGGUUUCGGAAGUGGGUCAGGACGGCAAGAAGCCCAUCGAUAUUGGAGAGCUACUGAACUUUACUACCUUCGACGUCAUGGCUGAGCUCACUUUCGGUCAGAACUUGAGAAUGCUGGCGAAGACUGAGUACAGCCCAUGGGUGGCAUCUAUUGUCGGUUCUCUCAAGAUGUUACCUCUGGUGGCCAUGAUCAACUACUACCCAUUGCUGCGAAUCAUCCUUUUCGAACGAUUCCAACCAAAGGUUAUUGCUGAGCAGAGGAAAGCGCACUGUGCGUUUUCGGAAGAGCUUGUGAACAGGCGACUGAAAGUGGGAUCAGAUAAGCCUGAUGUGUGGAACCUCGUCCUAGACGAUAAGAGCAAAGGCCCAGGCAAAGGCCUCACGCUGGAGGAGAUGCAUUCCAACUCUGAAGUGUUUAUGUUGGCCGGUUCAGAAACGACUGCCACUCUUCUGAGCGGAGCCAUAUACUACUUGCUGAAAAACCCUCGCAAAUUCGACACCCUUGUUGAGGAGGUCAGAGGUUCAUUCAGUAGCGGCGACAAGAUGACUCUUGAGAACCUGGGUAGCCUGAAAUACCUGAACGCAUGUCUCAAAGAAGCGCUCCGCAUCUAUCCUCCAGUGCCGAUAGGUAGUCCCCGUAUAACACAACAGGGUGGUCAGAUGAUCCUUGGGAAAUGGAUCCCCCCAGAUACACGGGUUUCCGUUCACCACUGGUCAACUUAUCACUCAGAGUCUAACUUUACCGAUCCCCACAGCUACGUCCCCGAGCGAUGGCUGGGGACGGACCCCAAGUACGCUGCCGACUCAUUUAACGCUCAUCAGCCAUUCGGAUAUGGGUAUCGAAACUGCAUUGGGCAAAACAUGGCAAUGCACGAGAUGAGAUUGAUCAUGGCCACCCUGCUUUUGACAUUCGAUCUGGAGCUCUGCGAAGAAAGUAAGAACUGGGAAGAUCAAAAAUCCUUUGCGCUAUGGAUCAAGGACCCGCUGAUGGUGCGGGCAACUCCGCGAGUUGGAGAGAAAGCUGAAGAAUAA